AUGGGAUAUGGAUUCGUGGAAGUCGCAACAACAAGAACUGAUCUCUUCUCCCGCAGCAACAGCAAUGCUCGCACGCAACGCUCCGCUUUCCAACCCGCGAAACGUACCAAGGGAACCAGUGGCUGGCAAUUGAAGCAAUUCGCCGAAGCGACGCUCGGAAGCGGCAGUUUACGCAAAGUCGUUCAGCUGCCGGAGGGUGAAGACAGAGAUGAGUGGUUGGCCGUCAAUGUCGUCGACUUCUACAACCAAAUCAACCUCCUCUACGGCGCCAUCACCGAAUUCUGCUCCCCCACAACCUGUCCCGAAAUGAAAGCCACCGACGAAUUCGAAUACCUCUGGCACGACCCUCCCUCGUUCCCCAAACCCACCCGCCUCCCCGCACCCACCUACAUCUCGCACCUCCUCUCCUGGACCUCCGCCCACCUCUCCAACUCGACCCUCUUCCCCACCCACCCAGGUGUACCCUUCCCUUCAAACUUCUCCGCCACGAUUCGCACGAUUUUCAAGAGAUUGUAUCGGGUGUACGCGCACAUUUACUGUCAUCACUAUGGCGUGGUGAGAGGACUGGGAUUGGAGCCGCAUUUGAAUACUGGGUUCAAGCAUUAUGUGUUGUUUGUAGAGGAGUUUGGGUUGAGUGAUGGGAAGGGGGAUAAGAAGGGGGAGUGGUAUGGGCCACUAGGGGAGUUGGUGGAGAGCAUGUUGCGGAGUGAUUAG
Zymoseptoria tritici IPO323 is the source of this 714-nucleotide messenger RNA. RefSeq lists its product as uncharacterized. Lineage: Eukaryota; Fungi; Ascomycota; Dothideomycetes; Mycosphaerellales; Mycosphaerellaceae. The record is from RefSeq and is a predicted model, not a curated record. Gene Ontology annotation, cellular component: cytoplasm; nucleus. Gene Ontology annotation, molecular function: protein kinase activator activity. Bases 1 to 714 code for a protein of 237 amino acids. The transcript has 2 exons. Gene Ontology annotation, biological process: signal transduction; cell division; positive regulation of protein phosphorylation.